AUGACUCAGUUUGAGACAUUGUUGAAUCGGGCUACAGAGCCAACGCUCGACCAGAAUGUGGUUGAGGAAAAGUGCCAAGAUUUAUUGACCAGAGACAGUUUCCAAACAGAGUUUGAUACAUUGGCUUACUUGAAGGUAGGUUACCUUAAUUCUAGUCACAUUUUUCAUGAAAAGUAAACUUAUGCACACAUUACUUGGACUUUCAAAGACGUGUAUGUUUUAUAAUAGAUAUUCUGUAGGCUUUUAAUACUAUAUUUGUUUAAUUGUGCACCUAAAACUUAAUUUUCUAGGACUUUUACACAAAUGUAGAUGACCCAGCUAUGCAAAUGGUGCUGACUUUCUUACCUGGAAUGGUCGCUAGACUACCUCAACUUAACUCAGUUCUUGAUUUUGGUGCUGGACCAACAAUUCACGUCGCUGCGUGCUUCAGAAACCGAGCCGAGAACAUUUAUCUUGCUGAUUAUCUGGUACAGAAUCGAGAGGAAUUGGAGAGAUGGUUGGCUCACCGGUCGAGCUUUGACUGGGCUAAAACGCUAAAGAUGAUCGCUACACAAGAAGGCAUUCCAUGGAGCAAAAUUGGCGAAAUGGAGAAUGAUACACGGCAGAAGGUAAGGCUAACUUUGUUAGAUAUUAUAGUUACCUUUUGAGUGGAAAUGACGUAUUUUACAAAAUUGUCAUUUUUUUGAUUUUAAAAUCAGUUGAAGAUCUGGUUUUAGGACUAGAUUUAUCGUUUUGGUGUAAAACUUUUGUUUUUGUUUUCUGACGUAAAUAAUGUUGUUUAUGUCAUAUAAACAAGUAAUCUUAAACUGAAACUGAACAAAGGUAAAAGACAAUUAAAGUUUCGUUUUUCUAAUGAUUUUAUGACAUUUUAUGUUAUAAGAUACUUAUUUUCAAAUAAAUCAUAACUUUUCAAUCUUAUUUACAGGUCAAAGGUGUCUUCCCAUGCAAUUGUUUGGACGACAAAGUCCUAGAAGCACCAAAAGAAUUUCUGGGAUGUUUUGGUAUGGUGACAACCAUCUUCACGUUGGAAUAUUGUUGUAACACUCAAGACGAGUACAAGAAUGCGAUCAUGCGGGUAGCCGGACUUGUAAAGCCGGGCGGCUACUUCUUUAUGGGAGGGAUUCUGGAGGAGAAAUGGUGCUCGUUUGGAGGACGUCGUUUCACUUGUUUGUAUAUAACCAGAGACUUCAUGAUGUCAUGUUUGGAGGCAGCCGGCUUGGAGGUUGAUGUAGAUGACAGGACCAAAACACUGUACUACGAGAUCAACGGAAUGUUUCUGAUUCAGUGUCACAAGCCGGAAGCGUGA
Bursaphelenchus okinawaensis is the source of this 1306-nucleotide messenger RNA. The record is from the annotation of a GenBank genome assembly. NCBI's taxonomy places the organism in Eukaryota, Metazoa, Nematoda, Chromadorea, Rhabditida, Aphelenchoididae.